UUUUCUUUUCAAAGAAUUGUUGCGCAUGUCAGCUAAGAUCAGAUAAAAUCAGAAGCCUAAACAAAUGGAGCAAGCCAACUGGUGCAGAUUUUGUCCAUGCCCAUAAACAGCUAAGUGAAGAAAAAACUGAUCAUGGGAAGGGACAAAAUACACGCCAGAAACAUCAAGACAUAAAAACAAGAUGCCAAAAUUAAAAAAAGCAAAGUGCCGUAAUAAGCCGGCAAAAACAAAAGAAAAAAGUGAAAAAGUCAGGCAAAGACAAGCUGUGUUUGAGUCUCUAGCGCAUCACGUCUCUGUGGAGCUGGAUGAGGCCUAUGUGGAGUUUACAGAUGGGAUGGACUCGGUUGAUAACAUCACACCUGAGGGCGUGGUCACCCACAUCAAGAGUGAGCCAGGAGGGGAGGACCUCGCACAUUACGUCCACGAUAAAGACUCUCCCUUAACUGACCAGGGGCAUGACGGCUUAAACAGAAAACCUGACCAGGUGGUUGUACAUGUACCUUAUAUAAAAACAGAACCAAGUGACUCGAGUGAGAAUUAUGUACACAGUGAAGACAUUGAAAGUCCGGGUCUACUUGGAAGUCAAGAGACGGACCACAUCAAGCACCUAGCCAGGCAGAACAUCGCCUAUGCACACGUGGUGUCCAGUUUUAAUUUUGAACAUGAAUGUGUGAAGAGGGAAGAACUCGGUGAAAAUGCUGACAAAGAAGAAGAACAACAACAACAACAAAGCGAACAACGAGACCAUUUUACCAUGCCUGUUGCGGUUAUCAAGCUGGAGAAAGUGGACCUGGCAUCUCCGUCAAACGGCGUCUCCAGACUGGAAGGGAAUCUUGAUGGAGAUGCCUCAAAAAACAAUUAUUCAGGAACCACGUAUCCGGCUGAUGGCCUCGGUGUGGAGGACACAGGCUUUUACAUCAGGUUGGCACCAGACAGCCAGUACGAGACUGAAACCUACUCGGUUACCGUAAAUGAUGGGUUUGACGGUCAACUAGAGGAUGUAGUGCCCGACAUGAAGCCAGACGUCUCUGACGACGCCUGGGAGCUGCAUUCAGAACUCCCCCAGCCAUUUCCCGUGUCUUUACACACAAAUAUCCACACUGGGCGGCAGCAGCAGCAAGAUUUGGACCAAGACAAGACCAUCUCUACAGCUGGAACCAAAUUGAAAAAGACUCGUGCGAGUAGCGGUAAAAAAAGCACUGGCGGUUCUUCCCGAAAAGGUGUGAAGAGAAAAAACAGUAAAUAUUAUGCCCAUUCCUAUGUCAAUGGCUCCCUGGUGACUUCAGGGGCUGGAAAGAGUAAGAAAAAGAAGAGAGGACCGAAGUCCUCAGAUAUGUGUAAAUACUGUGGGGAGUGGCUGGGGCUGUCCCAGGACAACUCGGGGGUGAAGUGCACGCGGUGCCAGUCUGUCUUCCACUGUGAGGGCAGCCUGGUGCAGCACCAGAAGUCUCACGCACCACGCACCGUCCCCAACGCUAAGGAGGACAGGCCGUACUCCUGCAUUUACUGCGGCAAGCAGUUCACGCAGAAGGGAAACUGCAAGGAACACGAGCGCAUUCACACGGGGGAGAAACGCUACCAGUGCCAGUACUGCGAUAAGAUGUUCUACACCAAUAGUAAAGCCACGGUGCACGCGCGGAUUCACACGGGAGAGAAACGCUUUCAGUGCAGUUACUGCGACAAAAGAUUCACUGAGAGCAGCAAAUGCGUUCGUCACCAAAGAAUUCACACUGGGGAGAAACCGUACAAGUGUCAGUAUUGUGACAAGGCGUUUUCUGUGAAGACAAAUUGUUCAAUUCAUGAAAGGCUUCACAGGCGAGAUAAACCUUUCGAGUGUCAGAUAUGUGGAAAACGCUUCGCACAGAACGGGAACCGUAAGGAACACGAGAAAACUCACGAGAGAAAGGAAAUUAGGAAAAUGAAGAAACUGAUGAAGAGUAAUGUAGAUAAAGAUUUGGACAAAAUAUUGCAGAAGAUGAAAAAAGAGAGAGACGAAACGAAAUCUAGUAGCGAAUUGGAUGAUAAAAAUGAAGAGGGUGGCGGCCCCGGAUUAGAAGAGACAAGUGGGCAUCUUUAGUUUUAUCAGUUGAAUGUAAUGUAUAAGUCAACAUUUUAUUAACAGCACCGCAUUUUGUUAUUGUGAGCCCAAGAACUGUAGCGUGCGACGUUAAUUAAUACUCCGAGGUUCUAUUCCAGCAAUUGCAUGACUGUAAAACCACAGUUUUCUCAGCUGGCGUGAGCAUUACAUUUCCUCUACAUGUAGAAGUGAUAGUGUUAGCAAGGUGGUAUUGUAAAUGGCAUCGUUUACAUGCAUGUUAAAACGAGAAAAAUGAUUGUUAAACACCGUGUCUCUGUUGUGUAAAUAUUUAAGGGUUGUAUCGCUGAGGUUUACACCGGUCCAUUGCUACUCUCUACCAGGGUCACAGGGACGGUUGCUUUCGUGGGAUAUUCACAGGUAGUUCAAUGGCUAGUCCAAUGAGGAUUAAAAAAAAA
Lingula anatina is the source of this 2493-nucleotide messenger RNA. RefSeq lists its product as uncharacterized. NCBI's taxonomy places the organism in Eukaryota, Metazoa, Brachiopoda, Lingulata, Lingulida, Lingulidae. Gene Ontology annotation, cellular component: nucleus. The record is from RefSeq and is a predicted model, not a curated record. Gene Ontology annotation, biological process: regulation of gene expression.